AUGUCCUCAACUGAUCUACUUAGUAGUACACUUAGUUGGCCAGGAAAAGGUUUAUAUGGACUCAAAAGUAGUGUUCUUCAAACAACUGAAAAUAAUCUUGUCAAACAAGGCAUUGUUUCAGAUCAUAUGAGACAUCAUUAUCGACGAUUACAUAAUGCACGAUCUGCGGUCGAUUCUAAACCACCGAAAGCUCUGAUAUUAGGUCAAAAAUGUCGAGAUCGAGCUCGCAAAGAAAUGGUACAAAUGGCAUAUACACAAAAUAUACUUGAUCAAU
Messenger RNA from Rotaria sordida, 274 nucleotides. The record is from the annotation of a GenBank genome assembly. NCBI's taxonomy places the organism in Eukaryota, Metazoa, Rotifera, Eurotatoria, Philodinida, Philodinidae.